Molecule: messenger RNA, 471 nt
Organism: Penicillium waksmanii
Lineage: Eukaryota; Fungi; Ascomycota; Eurotiomycetes; Eurotiales; Aspergillaceae
Exons: 4
Coding region: 1-471 (156 amino acids)
Source: RefSeq, a predicted model, not a curated record
AUGGUCAACCUAUCCCUCAUCUCCCUCCUCGCGGCCGCAGCGCCCGACGACGGAAACGGACUCAGUGCCGCGGGUGUGCAGCGCGCACAAUGUCUGCGAAAUGUGUUCGGAUCGAGCUCCGAGUAUAACAUUGGAUAUAUUAUGGCUCAGACGCCUAAGAGUGAUGGAAAACGUCAACGACCCCUCGACACCGUCCAGCCGCUUGCUACGGACCUCGGCCUGACGGUUGAUACAUCCUGCGACCGGGAUGAUCCGGAUUGCGUGAAGGAUGUGGUUGAUGGGUAUAGUGGAAGUGGCAAUAUUUUGAUUUGCUGGGAGCAUGAUGCUUUGACGGAUAUUGUUAAGGAACUGGGUGAUAAGGAUGCGCCGGAUUAUCCUGAUGAUAGCUUCAACAUUAUCUGGACCGACCCUUCACCUUAUGAUUCCAUUACCGCCCAGACAAGCGAAAACUGCCCUGGUCUGGAUAGCUAA